AUGGCAGUUGAUGAAGCCCCUAUUCCUCGAACUGAGUUCGACGUGCUAAGGUCUGAUGUAGAUCAGCUGAAGACCAAUGGUGAUCAGAUAAGGGCCGCCAUAGAGCGACUUAUGAUGGCGGUAGAGCCUACCCAUAGGAGCAGAGACAAUGUUUAUAUCUUCAAGAAAGAUGGACGACGAAUUGUGCUCAAACCUCUUAUAGAAAAGGAGACAUCUAAGAUAAAGACUAUUGGGAAGAAGGAACUCUUGGUGACAAACAACGAUGCUUUAACAGAAAACUUGAAGCAAUUUGAAGAGGUCUGUGACUUGGUUGUAACUGAAAAAGAAGAACAUGCCUCUACCGAAAUUCCUCCUAAGGUGCAGACACUCGAUAUGCAUGAAAUGCAUGAUGGUGAUAUGAUAGUGAAGAUGGAUGAUAUGCAUGAUAUUCUUAAAGUGGUUGAGAGUGAUAUUCAACAUAUUGAUGUUGUCCCGAUAGAGGAGAAUGAUAAAAUAGAGAGUGAGACAAUUGAUGGUACGUGUGCAUUGCUUGGUGGAGAGCUUGAGAUAAAGGAGAUGAAAGAAUUGUGUAUGGACAUCACCAUUCCAAAAAACCUGCCAUUCCCUGAGGAAGACUGCAAGAAACUAAAGAAAGCUUUUGAUGGUUGGGGAACUGAUGAGGAUGCUGUAAUAGAGAUAUUAGCUCAUAGAAAUGCAAGGCAAAGGAUUAAGAUUGCUGAUGCUUACAACCGUUUCUACAAUGAAUCUCUCAUUGAUCGUCUCCAUUCUGAGCUCUCCAGCCAUUUUAGGGUAUUCUUCUUACAAAGCGAGGCUCUGAAAGCUUCCAAAAAGAAGGGUGAUAAACAUCUAUGGCCGAUCAUAGAAGUCACAUGCGCUUCAUCUCCGGACCAUCUGAUAGCGGUGAGAAAGGCUUACUGUACUCUGUUCAACUACUCUCUCGAAGAGGAUAUUGACCUUCACUUACCCCAGAACCAUUCAGUGAGACAGCUAUUGGUUCGUCUUGUGAGCUCCUACAGAUACGAUGGGGAGGAUUUGGAUGAAGCAUUGGCAAGAUCUGAGGCGUCGAACCUCCAUGAUGCGAUAAUAAGCAAGCAGCUUCAUAGUGAAGAAGUCAUUCGUAUAAUUGGUACAAGAAGCAAACCUCACCUCAAAGCUACUUUCAAGCAUUACAAGCAAGACUAUGGGAAAACCAUAGAUGAGGAUUUGAACUUUGGUUGCUCUGGUACCAUAUUAAAGUGCUUUCCACUUCAUCAAAAUUUCAAAACUGUGGAUAUUGAGGGGAACAAAAAAAGCGAUGAACUAUAUGCAUCGUUGCUAAAAGUUGCAGUUCGUUGCUUGGACUGCCCUGAGUUACAUUUUGCAGAGGUGGUGAGAACUUCGAUAGUGGGUCUGGGAACGGAUGAAGACUCACUGACAAGAGCUAUUGUGACCCGGGCUGAAAUUGAUCUGAAGAACAUCAAAGAAGUGUAUACCAAAUACGGAACAAGCAUUAACGAUGAUAUUAAGGGCGAUACAUCUGGUGAUUAUAAGAAAUUUUUGCUUGCUUUGGUGGGGUGGGACAUCACGAUAUAGAGUUGCAUAGUAGGCAUAUUUAUGAUCCCCUUUGUGUGAAAAUAAAUAAGGAGUGUGAUGGGAUUGAAGUUGUGCCUACAUACAUUGCCGGUAUCGGUAAAUUUGUGAUUUUUUCUUUUUGUGAUUUCUCUCUGCUUUUCUACCAACUUUACCCCAUCUGAAGAAGGAAAUUGUGGAUCCUAAAACCCUGUACUUCCUCUUAUGAAUCUUGGAUGCUUCUCAA
This is a messenger RNA of Asparagus officinalis (garden asparagus), 1795 nucleotides long. Its product is annotated as annexin D3-like. Gene Ontology annotation, molecular function: calcium-dependent phospholipid binding; calcium ion binding. The transcript is spliced from 9 exons. Gene Ontology annotation, cellular component: cytoplasm. Lineage: Eukaryota; Viridiplantae; Streptophyta; Magnoliopsida; Asparagales; Asparagaceae. The record is from RefSeq and is a predicted model, not a curated record. Bases 1 to 1572 code for a protein of 523 amino acids.